Messenger RNA from Angiostrongylus costaricensis, 1638 nucleotides. Lineage: Eukaryota; Metazoa; Nematoda; Chromadorea; Rhabditida; Metastrongylidae. The record is from the annotation of a GenBank genome assembly.
CAGUUCCACGUUCUACGUUUAGAUUAUUGUGAUAGCUACGGCAAUGUCAAGCAGUCUGUCCUUACUGGAUACAAUCGGAAAGAAAAUGGAGUGACGGUGAUGUUGGUAGCGAUUACAACCGAGUUCCUUCUCUUCAAUCUACUUGCAUUUGCCAACAAUGUGCUCGAACUCACUGGUGCCUACGGACAUUCACAGUUGGAGACACUGCUCGUCGAAGUUUCCGCUUUACUGGUCAACAUAAAUGGUGCUUCUACAAUUGUGAUUUACCUGAUUUUCGGAAGCAAAUACCGAGCUAUUUUCAUUCAGGGUCGAUCCCACAAGUAUUUUCUGGAGAAAAUGAAACUCGAACUCUACAAGAAAGCGUACUUUGUCGUACUGAUAACGAAUCGAGAUGUGUUUCUAGUAUCACCGCUCGCCACUAUCAAAUGGUUGAAAUCUUCCUCAGAUUCCGAAGUACCAUGUCGUCGACAUGGAAACACCUUGGAACGGGAUUAUCGUCGCUGUCGGACAACCGAAAGUGUCACAACACCUUCGCAAACAGGCUACUCAAUGGCUGAACAAAUGCGUUACAAAAUUGCCGUCAAAUUGUCCGCAAAUGAUCAAUUCUGUCGACGAUCCGACAAAUUCGGCACAUUGACAAAAGGCUUCUUCCAUAUCACUGGAUGUCGAUUUAAAGGGAACCAGUCAACGAAGAUAGGAAUUGACAUAGCUGUGACAUCGCUCUGUGGAGUACGAAGGCGAAGACUGGCGAAUCCACGAGGAUUGGCUCUCGACACGACAAUUGUCGUGAUGUUCCAUCCAAUCUUCAUGACUCAAGUCGACAAGGCUUACCACCUGCAGUGUCAUUACUUGGAGACGAGUAGCAACGUGACAGGAGCACUGGAAGUGAUCACGCCCUCAGCCACUGAAUUACCGCUAAGCAUCGCUGUCAUGGAUGAAAAGAAAACUCCGACAUGCAAAUAUGAGGUUCUCAACAAAGAUCGAAACGGCUCUCCAGUACAGUUUGCAAGCUUGGGUGCUACUGUUUACCACAAAUGGACAUGCGAAUCGGAAGACAUGAAACAAUACUGCAUGACCGUACAUUCGUGCACUGCCAACGACGGACAUGGCAUCGGGCAGCGACUAAUCGAUGAAAAAGGGUGCUCCUUGGACCAAUAUCUUCUGGACAACCUUGAGUACGGUGCGGACCUCACUGCCGGAAAGGAAGCGUCGAUGAACGACUAUGAGCAAUACGACACAGAAGAUGUCAUCGUUGAAAAAGACGUCAAGGAAGAACAUCUAAACGUUCGAAAUUCACGAGACGCAGUACGGCGUAGUCACGAUGUCGAUGUUUCGUCUUCCUCUAUAGAGGUCCUUGAGCUUCCCGACAUUGGUAAUGUCAUUUCUAAGAUUCCAUACGCGCAUAACAGAAUACUUAAAAUCUAUUUAGCUAAAGAAUUAGAAGUCAUCAAUCGAGAUAACAUAAAGGUUCCUCAUUCAGAAAUGGAAAAGCGAUCAUGUUUGGAAGACACAGACCCUACUAAUAGUGACAUACAGCAAAUUUGGGCUGACCGAUUAGUCGAUGUUCAGUCCAAAGCAGAUAUCAACACCAUUUGGCUGACAGAAGGGCUUUCCAGCAAAUGGGAUUCUGAAAAAUAA